This is a messenger RNA of Trypanosoma grayi, 393 nucleotides long. Its product is annotated as putative receptor-type adenylate cyclase. Gene Ontology annotation, biological process: cyclic nucleotide biosynthetic process; intracellular signal transduction. The record is from RefSeq and is a predicted model, not a curated record. NCBI's taxonomy places the organism in Eukaryota, Euglenozoa, Kinetoplastea, Trypanosomatida, Trypanosomatidae. The annotation marks the transcript as partial. The transcript has a single exon.
UGCAGGGUGUGGAGGGUGAAGGCGGCUGUGCUAUGAACUACGGAGCGACGCGUAUUUCUGUGUGGUCGAUGGCCCGCGUGUUCGACCCUACGGUGCCUGAGCUGUUCUCCCCUGUGACGCCGUCAAUGGUGUACAGGGCAACGUCUCGUGGUCUCACGUUGCUCCAGAUUUCAUCAAUUUUUAUUUUUUUUCUGCUGCUCGCAGUUGCUGUGGGUCUUUUUGGAUGCUGUCGUGACGCCCGUGACAACAACAACGCCCCGAAGGAGCCCACAGACCCCGUAACGGUUGUGUUCACUGACAUCGAGAGCAGCACUGCGCUGUGGGCUGCGUGCCCCGAGAUCAUGCCUGACGCUGUGGCGACGCACCACCGGCUGAUCCGGUCGCUGAUUGCGA